UUUGCCCAUUAGCAUAAGCUAAAGCAGUCGAUAAAAGCCUUGUUCGAGUUCAGUUAAAUACUUUGCAGCGCCGUUUCCCAUUCAGCAAUCAUGAGGUUUCUGUUCUUUGCACUGCUCUUGAGAGCUGCGUUUGCCACAGAAGAUGACAAAAUUGUUGGAGGGAAUGAGUGCACACCUCAUUCUCAGCCCCAUCAGGUGUCUCUGAACUCUGGCUACCACUUCUGUGGCGGCUCCCUUGUCAACGAAUACUGGGUUGUGUCUGCUGCUCACUGCUACAAAUCCAAAAUGGACAUUGUACUUGGUGAUCACAACCGUUGGUUUAUGGAUGGCAAUGAACAGAUCAUUCCUGCUGCCCAGGUGAUCCCUCAUCCCAACUAUGAGUCCUGGCUGGUUAAUAACGACAUCAUGCUGAUCAAGCUGAGCCAACCAGCUACGAUCAACAAGUAUGUGCAGCCGGUGGCUCUGCCCACUGGCUGUGCCACUGCAGGCACCAUGUGCACGGUCUCUGGAUGGGGUGUAACCAUGGACUCCUCUGCUGACAGUAAUAGACUGCAAUGCUUGAACAUCCCCAUCCUGUCUGAUGAGGACUGUGAUAACUCCUAUCCUGGCAUGAUCACUGAGGCCAUGUUCUGUGCUGGAUACCUGGAAGGAGGGAAGGACUCUUGCCAGGGUGACUCUGGUGGCCCUGUUGUGUGUGACGGAAAGCUGCAAGGUGUUGUGUCAUGGGGUUUCGGGUGUGCAGAGAAAAACCACCCUGGUGUCUAUGCUAAGACCUGCAUUUUCACAGACUGGCUGCAGAGCACCAUGGCCACUUACUGAGUCCAGGCUAAUUUUUAUGUAUUACAGGACUUUUCUAUACUGCAUCAUCUUGUGUAAACGAAACUGCCAGUUGGAAUGGAAAUAAAACUAAAUAAUACCCAUA
Messenger RNA from Amphiprion ocellaris (clown anemonefish), 922 nucleotides. RefSeq names its product trypsin-2-like. The coding region runs from base 91 to 819 and encodes 242 amino acids. NCBI's taxonomy places the organism in Eukaryota, Metazoa, Chordata, Actinopteri, Pomacentridae. The transcript is spliced from 6 exons. Gene Ontology annotation, molecular function: serine-type endopeptidase activity. The record is from RefSeq and is a predicted model, not a curated record. Gene Ontology annotation, biological process: proteolysis.